Messenger RNA from Otolemur garnettii (small-eared galago), 4000 nucleotides. RefSeq names its product jagged 2 (gene JAG2). The coding region runs from base 1 to 3960 and encodes 1319 amino acids. Gene Ontology annotation, molecular function: Notch binding; calcium ion binding. The record is from RefSeq and is a predicted model, not a curated record. NCBI's taxonomy places the organism in Eukaryota, Metazoa, Chordata, Mammalia, Primates, Galagidae. The transcript has 28 exons. Gene Ontology annotation, cellular component: plasma membrane; protein-containing complex. Gene Ontology annotation, biological process: cell communication; establishment or maintenance of epithelial cell apical/basal polarity; multicellular organism development.
AUGCCUGUCUCUAGUGUCCCUCGCCCCCAGGAUGGCCUGCAGCUACUGCCUACUGCCUCAGAGGACAAUGACCAAGAGCUCUUCCUGAAGAGGCAGCGCAGCCUGGCCUGGUGGGAGUGGAGACUGGACCCCAGCCCUGACUCCAACAAGCCGCCCUGCGAGGCACUGGCCAGGCCCGGACGCUCGCAGGCGGCGCCCUCCGCCGCCUUUAAAGCCGGGGGCACCCUUGGCAGCUCCCCCCGGCCCCACCCCGCGGCGCGGCCCCGCCCCCUCAUGCAUAUGCAGGCGGCGCGGCCCAUGGGCUAUUUCGAGCUGCAGCUGAGCGCGCUGCGGAACGUGAACGGCGAGCUGCUGAGCGGCGCCUGCUGUGACGGCGACGGCCGAACGACGCGCGCGGGGGGCUGCGGCCACGACGAGUGCGACACGUACGUGCGCGUGUGCCUUAAGGAGUACCAGGCCAAGGUGACGCCCACGGGGCCCUGCAGCUACGGCCACGGUGCCACGCCCGUGCUGGGCGGCAACUCCUUCUACCUGCCGCCGGCGGGCGCUGCGGGGGAUCGAGCGCGGGCACGGGUCCGGGCUAGCGGCGACCAGGACCCGGGCCUCGUCAUCAUCCCCUUUCAAUUCGCCUGGCCGCGCUCCUUCACCCUUAUUGUGGAGGCCUGGGACUGGGACAACGACACCACCCCAAAUGAGGAGCUGCUGAUUGAGCGGGUGUCACACGCGGGCAUGAUCAACCCUGAGGACCGCUGGAAAAGCCUGCACUUCAGCGGCCAUGUGGCACACCUGGAGCUGCAGAUCCGCGUGCGCUGUGAUGAGAACUACUACAGCGCCACCUGCAACAAGUUCUGCCGGCCCCGGAACGACUUUUUUGGUCACUACACCUGUGACCAGUAUGGCAACAAGGCUUGCAUGGACGGCUGGAUGGGCGUGGAGUGCAAGGAAGCCGUGUGCAAACAAGGAUGUAACCUGCUCCAUGGGGGAUGCAGUGUGCCCGGGGAGUGCAAGUGCAGCUAUGGCUGGCAGGGGAGGUUCUGUGACGAGUGUGUCCCAUAUCCCGGCUGUGUGCACGGCAGCUGUGUGGAGCCCUGGCAGUGCAACUGUGAGACUAACUGGGGUGGCCUGCUGUGUGACAAAGACCUGAACUACUGUGGCAGCCACCACCCUUGCACCAAUGGGGGCACGUGCAUCAACGCUGAGCCUGACCAGUACCACUGUGCCUGCCCAGAUGGCUACUCGGGCAGGAACUGCGAGCGGGCCGAGCACGCCUGUGCCUCUAACCCGUGUGCCAACGGGGGAUCUUGCCAUGAGGUGCCGUCCGGGUUUGAAUGCCACUGCCCGUCUGGCUGGAGUGGGCCCACCUGUGCACUUGACAUUGACGAGUGUGCCUCGAACCCCUGUGCGGCUGGUGGCACCUGUGUGGACCAGGUGGAUGGCUUUGAGUGUAUCUGCCCGGAGCAGUGGGUGGGGGCCACCUGCCAGCUGGACGCCAAUGAGUGUGAAGGGAGGCCGUGCCUUAACGCUUUUUCUUGCAAAAACCUGAUUGGCGGCUAUUACUGUGAUUGCCUCCCGGGCUGGAAGGGCGCCAACUGCCACAUCAACAUCAACGACUGUCAUGGGCAGUGUCAGCACGGCGGCACCUGUAAGGACUUGGUGAACGGGUACCAGUGUGUGUGCUCACGAGGCUUUGGAGGUCGACACUGCGAACGGGAGCUAGAUGAGUGUGCCAGCAGCCCCUGCCACAGCGGUGGCCUCUGUGAGGACCUUGCUGGCGGCUUCCGCUGUCACUGUCCCAAGGGAUUCUCUGGACGGCUCUGUGAGGUUGAUGUGGACUUGUGUGAACCAAGCCCCUGCCGGAACGGUGCACGCUGCUACACCCUGGAGGGUGACUACUAUUGCGCCUGCCCGGAUGGCUUUGGCGGCAAGAACUGCUCUGUGCCCAGGAAGCUGUGCCCAGGCGGGGCCUGCAGAGUGAUCGACGGCUGUGGGUCUGAGGCAGGGCCCAGGGUGCCGGGCAUGUCGCCCUCCGGAGUGUGUGGCCCCCACGGGCACUGCGUCAGCCAGCCCGGGGGCAACUUCUCCUGCAUCUGUGACAGCGGCUUUACUGGCACCUACUGUCAUGAGAACAUCGACGACUGUCUGGGCCAGCCCUGCCACAACGGGGGCACAUGCAUCGACGGGGUGGGCGCCUUCCGCUGCUUCUGCCCCAGCGGCUGGGAGGGCGAGCUCUGCGACACCAAUCCCAACGACUGCCUUCCUGAUCCCUGCCACAGCCGCGGCCGCUGCUACGACCUGGUCAAUGACUUCUACUGUGCGUGUGAUGAUGGCUGGAAGGGCAAGACAUGCCACUCACGCGAGUUCCAGUGUGACGCCUAUACCUGCAGCAAUGGCGGUACCUGUUACGACAGUGGCGACACCUUCCGCUGCGCCUGCCCCCCAGGCUGGAAGGGCAGCACCUGCACUGUGGCCAAGAAUAGCAGCUGCCUGCCCAACCCCUGUGUGAACGGGGGUACCUGCGUGGGCAGCGGAGACUCCUUCUCCUGCAUUUGCCGGGAUGGCUGGGAGGGCCGCACCUGCACUCACAACACCAACGACUGCAACCCUCUGCCUUGUUACAAUGGUGGCAUCUGUGUUGAUGGUGUCAACUGGUUCCGUUGUGAGUGUGCGCCUGGCUUUGCGGGUCCAGACUGCCGCAUCAACAUUGAUGAGUGCCAGUCCUCGCCCUGUGCCUAUGGGGCCACAUGUGUGGACGAGAUCAAUGGCUAUCGCUGUAGCUGCCCACCUGGCCGGGCCGGCCCUCGGUGCCAGGAAGUGAUUGGGUUUGGAAGGUCCUGCUGGUCCCGGGGUGCCCCAUUCCCGCAUGGGAGCUCAUGGGUGGAAGAUUGCAAUAGCUGCCACUGCCUGGACGGCCGCAGGGACUGCAGCAAGGUGUGGUGUGGAUGGGAGCCCUGCCUGCUGGCCGGCCAGCCCGAUGCCCUGAGUGCCCAGUGCCCACCGGGGCAGAGGUGCCAGGAGAAGACCCAGGGCCAGUGUCUGCAGCCACCCUGUGAAGCCUGGGGGGAGUGUGGCCCUGAGGAGCCUCUGCCGCCUAGCACACCCUGCCUGCCGCGCUCUGGCCACCUGGACAACAACUGUGCGCGCCUCACACUGCACUUCAACCGAGACCAAGUGCCUCAGGGCACCACCGUGGGCGCCAUCUGCUCUGGGAUCCGCUCCCUGCCAGCCACAAGGGCUGUGGCCCGGGACCGCCUUCUUGUGCUGCUCUGUGACCGUGCAUCCUCGGGAGCCAGCGCUGUGGAGGUGGCCGUGUCCUUCAGCCCAGUGCCAGACCUGCCCGACAGCAGCCUGAUCCAGGAUGCGGCCCACGCCAUUGUGGCUGCCAUCACCCAGCGGGGAAACAGCUCGUUACUCCUAGCAGUCACUGAGGUCAAGGUGGAGACGGUCGUUCUGGGCAGCUCUUCUUCAGGUCUGCUGGUGCCCGUGCUGUGUGGCACCUUCAGUGUGCUGUGGCUGACGUGUGUGGCCAUUUGCGUGUGGUGGACCCGCAAGCGCAGGAAAGCACGGGAGCGGAGCCGGCUGCCACGGGAGGAAAGCGCCAACAACCAGUGGGCUCCGCUCAACCCCAUCCGCAACCCCAUAGAGCGGCCGGGGGGCCCGGGCAGUGCUGGGAGCCACAAGGAUGUGCUCUACCAGUGCAAGGACUUCACACCUCCUCCUCGCAGGGCAGACGAGGCCCUCCCCGGGCCAGCAGGCCACCCUGGUGGCAGGGGGGAUGAGGAGGACGAGGAUCUGGGGCACAGUGAGGGGGACUCCCUGGAGGCAGAGAAAUUCCUCCCACACAAGUUCACCAAAGACCCUGGUUACUCGCCAGGGAGGCCAGUGCACUGGGUCUCGGUCCCCAAAGUGGACAACCGCGCAGUCAGGAGCGUCCAUGACACGUGCUACGCCAGCAAGGAAUAGGACUCGGGAGCCCUCGCCGGGCACCACACACCUGCUGGAC